GUUCAGAUUAUGUCAUGCAUAUUCUUAUACGUAGGAUUCUCCCGCCAUCUUUGUGGAUGUUCCAAGGAAUCGACGAUUUCGGGGAAGUUUUGGUAUAAACCCAUUAUUUUUAGGAAGAAAAGUGUAAGAUCUGUGUCUUUAGUAGUUGAUGCUGUCUACGGGUGGUGCUGAUCGGAGCAUCAGUCAUGAGUAUCGAGACUCUUUUGGAGGCUGCAAAGUUUGUGGAAUGGUCUGCGCAAAUUGGAUACGGAGCACGUGCGGAUGACGAUGAAACGGAUGUCCAAACUGGCGGCAAGAAUGGCCAGACGGGAUCAGCCAAAGCUGGUGCAACCCAGACAGGGUUGUCAAGCAGUCCGCUGUCGUCGCCCGGCUCCUCUAGCCCUGUUGUCUCAUCGGGAAAACACAACGACGAAGGAGACGACAAAAGAUCUGGUACAAGGGAGGUGCACAACAAAUUGGAGAAAAACAGGCGGGCUCACUUAAAGGAGUGCUUUGACAACUUACGUGAAACAAUUCCAAACAUGGACGACAAGAAAAUGAAGCCGUCCAACUUGAGCAUACUACAGGGAGCCCUGAGAUAUUUGCAGGCUUUGAAGCGCAAAGAACGCGACCUGGAAUACGAGACGGAGAAACUUGCUCGGCAAAAGAUUCAGUACCAAGACAAAUUGAUCAAGCUGAAGGGGUCGUACUCUCAUUGGAAAAUUGAGAAAAGCUUGAAGGUGGAAGAGAAAGAGGACGAACGAGAAGAGGACAUGGAGACGGAUGAAGAGGACCGCGAUUCUGUCUCGACUAGUACUUCCACUGCCUCAGAGGCAGAGGAAGAAGAGAGGAAAUCAAGGGCCCAAUCACCGGAGCCGAAAAUCGGUCAUCAAGUCUUGCGUAAAACAGAUCCAGCUGACCAGAAGGUCGAACCUACACUCGUAAGAACUGACCAAUCCUCAGACCAUUUCAUCACGUCGGGGCCGUUUGUAAUCAGCAGGAGGAUUGUCACCCAUGUGCCUAUUACCACUGCCGCUGGACAGCAACCGGUCCCCCCUGCGCACGUGCCUAUUGUUGUGAAACAACACUCCCAGCAGGGGUCGACAGAAAAGAAGGUUGGGACCCAGCCAAAGAACAUGACCCUACCGCCAUCUCAGUUUCAGCCAAAGCCUGUGACCAUGCCUCCUGUUCAGUUUCAGCAGCAGCCGCGGGGCAUUGGUGGAAUCCGUCAACCGAUUCCCACAGCAGCUAAAGAGUAUGCAACUCCACAGGAUCCAACCAGGGUAGCACCCCCUCAGCUCACACGGCGUCAGGUCGUUACACAGUUCAUGAUCAGGCCGCAAAUUCGAAGGGCCACUUCACAAAAGAUGGUGACGACAACGCAGAAGCUGGUUGUGACCACACAAUCCACAGCGCUUCAGCCGGUCCUUAUCCACGACACUGUUGCCCAAUCGCAGCCAAAGGCCCCACCCUUGACCACAGCACAGCCUGUGAUCACCCCUCAGACCACUGCAAAGCAAAUAGUCACUCCUUUGACCACGGACCAAAUGCAGCAGCAGAGUAAAGUCCCUACCCAGACAAUCAAUUCUUCAGUCAAGCCUAAAGUGACCCCCAACCAAGUCAUACGGCAUUCGACGGCUGUAUCCGCUGUUCAAGAGCACUUGAAGAAUAAAGCUCAGAGUAAGCAGCUUAAUCAGCAGCAGAAAGAAUCAAGUUCAGUAUCACACACAGCACCUACAAUGGACCCUCUUACCUCAAAACUUAACGUUACGAUAGCGACGACAACGGCUGUCGCAACCGUCACAACUGCAGGCGGCAUCGCCAGACAAACUGUCAGCCAGCUACUUGGGAAGCAACAGGCAAUGGUUGUAAGGCAACCGGUGCGUCGAACGGAUAACAAGUUUGUUAUGCAGAGAGUGACGCGGCACCCAUUCAGCCCACGCUCCCAAACUGUGGACAUCAUGCCCAAAACCUCAAAAUUAGUGACGAUUAGCACGGACACUUCAGCGACACAAGUGAGCUAUACAUUAUCCAAACCAGUCACAAGUAAAGAACCUCAGACCGUGCAUGUAACAAGUGCAAUGACAAGUACAGUGUCUGUCUCGGGCAGUGGCACUGUUGCGAAUGUCGUCAACACGAUACCGACUUGCUCUGUGGCGCUGCAGCAUGCAACUCCACCGCCGGGAUUGGACGUCCGGAGCUUCAUAGCCGGCCACAACACAAUGUUACCUUCUUUUCAGCAUUACCUUCCCCAGGGAGGUAUUGGGGCGGCCAUGAUCCGACCAAACUUGUCCAACCCUGGCAUGCUGACUGCUGCAAAUGCUGCCCUUCUGAGCCAGGCAAUGUUGGCAAACACACGGAGCUUAGCGCCAGAUUUGACAAACAUAGGCGUCAAUGAUAAAAACCAAGUCAGACUUCACUCACCCCUGACUAGUCAGACCCCAUUCCUCUCGCCAUCUAUGAUCCAACAAGCCAGGGUGUCGGGCGUCACCCAGGGGACUCUCCCUCCCCCCUCUCCCCAAGGACACUCCUUCAUUUCUCCUGGGCUAACCUUACAGCCAGCGUUGACCCAAGUUCUGUUCACUCAACCACCCAUUGCUGCGUACACUGUAGCCAACUCAUCCCAUCAACUUGUCAAUCCAUCUCUUCCACACACUGUCAUCAGACAUCCUUUAGUCCCCACAGCAGGUAUACCUCAGAAUAUGACGACAGUUUGUGUCGCGGGGACAAGUGUACCGCAGACUACAGUUGGUGUAACGUUACCACCUGUUGUCACCAUUGGGGCAGUGGCCUAUCCCAUGCUAAAUACGAACAGAGCGGUUGUGACUGCACCAACAUACACCACAUUGUCAUUUGGACCAUUCCCUCAGUAUCGGUUUCCGUUCACCAAUCAAGUACCCCUUAUAUCCCCAGUGGCGUUAACUAGUAGUCAUAGCGGGGUACCAGUGGGGGUACCAGCGACGUCAGCGACCAAUCAAAUUGUGAGCAAUGGCCAGACAUCCAAUGGCGUCAUAGUACAUGCACUGCCUCUCCAAACGACAACAUCAGUCUCUAAUGCUUGGCUUAACUCAUCGACCAUUAGCAACGGAUUGCCGACUAAAGGAUCGCCGUUUCCCAUAACGACUGCAGUGGUGACAUCGUCAACAAGUGCUGUUGCCAUAGCAACAACUCCAUCUGCGGUAACGCAGCCUUCCAGCAGCACCAUGCAAGAGGCCAGAGUAACGAACAGUCAAGUCGCCGCAACCACUACAUAGCCAAUCAUGACAUAAUCCCAACCUUGGUGAUUCAUUUAUAUGUAAUUCUAAAGGGCUUUUUAAAUGACAACAAUGGGUGACACAAUUUAUCAAGGAUAAAAUGUCACGCCUCAGUUGGGAACUAAGGUGUGAACUGAAAAAGUGUUUUGACAAAUCUGGAAUAGUAAACCCUCAGCUCCCUAAAAAAACAAUGCACAAACCAAAUGAUAACCAUUUGGCAAGUAGAAUCUCUAACAUUGGUCAAGUUCGAGCGUGGGUCUAACAGUCGACCAUUGGGCGAUUUUGCCAGGUAUCCAUGAUGUAUUAAAUGCAUAGGUAGCCAAGUGGUUGACAAAUGGUCAUUGCUUGAACUUGCCCAGUGCUUCAAUCCAAUCACAAUCCAAUUGUUAAAUGUAGCAGGGUGUGUAAAUCACGGUUCAUAUUCCUGCGAAUGCGAUGUGAGUUUGACGUGAAUUUGACAUCACAACUCUGUUUUUGCAGUGAUAUUCGCAAGAGAGUUGAGCAUAACUCAACCCCUGUGAAUUAUUCAACGCGACUUGUGACGUCAUCAUAUCGCAUUCGCAGGAAGUAUGAACCGGUCUCUUUUUUUGUUUGUACAUGUGAAGUAAACCAGUUGCACUUUUUGCAUUCCCUUAGAUGAUCGGAGCAUACUGAUCAAAACGAUGAGCUGUCGAUCAUUGGUUCUGCUCAGAACCACCACUACUCAAAAGAGAUAACACAAGAAGCGUUGUUAAAGACACUGGACACUUGGUAAUUGUCAA
This is a messenger RNA of Asterias rubens (European starfish), 3994 nucleotides long. Its product is annotated as mucin-5AC-like. The record is from RefSeq and is a predicted model, not a curated record. The transcript has 6 exons. Gene Ontology annotation, biological process: regulation of transcription by RNA polymerase II. The coding region runs from base 186 to 3233 and encodes 1015 amino acids. Gene Ontology annotation, molecular function: DNA-binding transcription factor activity, RNA polymerase II-specific; RNA polymerase II cis-regulatory region sequence-specific DNA binding; protein dimerization activity. Lineage: Eukaryota; Metazoa; Echinodermata; Asteroidea; Forcipulatida; Asteriidae.